This is a messenger RNA of Lasiosphaeria miniovina, 835 nucleotides long. RefSeq lists its product as uncharacterized. The record is from RefSeq and is a predicted model, not a curated record. The annotation marks the transcript as partial. NCBI's taxonomy places the organism in Eukaryota, Fungi, Ascomycota, Sordariomycetes, Sordariales, Lasiosphaeriaceae. The transcript is spliced from 4 exons.
AUGCUAUUCCCGGGCUUUCCGACCUUCGCUGCUUUUGCUUGGGGCGGGUUUGUUUCGCUGGCUUUUGCCGCCGACCUUGUUGGCGCCAGCAAUGAAGUCGACCCCGAUGCUGUCAACGCCUGCCAAUGCACGGGACUUGACUAUAGCGACUCGGGCUCAUAUCUGGUUGACUCUAGCACCAGCGGCAACUUCAGCUUUGCCUCUCAGUUUCAAGGAAAUUGCACCGACGGCGUGGCCAGCCCGAUCCUCCGUGAUCCGGACAACAACGAGUACCACUGCACCAAUAUCCGCCCAACACCACUCGCUCCCGUUCUUUCAUGCAGCGAUAUUCCGUACUCUGACCUAAAGACGGGAUUAUGGGCGAUUACGAUAUACAUGUCUCCAAGUAACCUGACCGUCACGAGGACAUUUAGACUCACAGUUGGUGUCCCAUCAACGGUAGUAACGACUACUCGCAGUACCACGCUGUCAAUUUCGACAUUCACUACGCCGUGUAGCGCCCUCCAGACAUCGACCACCACGGUGCGUUUGCCGAAUACUAUCAUCACAGUGACAUCGACGAUUAUCGAUUACACGACGGACGACAGGAUCACCAGCUCAGCCACGACGACAAGCACGGUCACCGCAUCAUGCGUAUACAAGACUACAGCCCGGAGCACAGCAAAGACCAGUUCGGCCAAGUCCAGCUCUGUGAAGAGCACCGUAAAGAGUAGCACUACCAAGUCCACGAGCGUAACGGUUGCGCCGCCAGUGACAAAGGCUCCGACUGUACCUACAGGUCUCUUCACCUUCACCGUUUCCAACUCGGUCUGUGCGGGCAACCCCCCAUUCGCAG